AUGGAAGAUGAGGGAAAUUCAUCCCUGCUGCCACCAAGUGACAUUAAGAGUAAGAAAGAACAGCCAGAAAUGUUAAGUGAUUUGAUCGGAGAUUUUAAUCAAGGCCGGCCCUCUUCGAUGCUACCACCCCAAGAGGCUGAGACUUUUUUGGUGAAGAAAGGCCACGGACAUCUCUCAAAUACUAUGUCGGAAUAG
Molecule: messenger RNA, 195 nt
Organism: Prunus armeniaca (apricot)
Lineage: Eukaryota; Viridiplantae; Streptophyta; Magnoliopsida; Rosales; Rosaceae
Source: the annotation of a GenBank genome assembly